AUGGCUGAUGCAAUCCUGUAUGGCGUUGUGCAGACGAUCAUUGAAAGCUUGGGCUCCUCUACUCUCCUACCGAUUGGAUCGAUUUGGGGUGUCAAAGAUGAGCUUGAACAAAUGAAGAACACUGUUCUCACUAUUCAAGCUGUACUCAAGGAUGCGGAGGAGCAACAGGUCGAGAAUCACCAAGUCAAGCACUGGCUCAUGAAUCUCAGAGAUGCAGUUUAUGAUGCGGAUGACUUGUUGAGCGAGUUCACCACUCAUGUGUUGCAGCAAAAAGUGAUGGAUGGUGAUAAAAUUGUAAAGAAGGUACGCAUUUUAUUUUCUGGUUCAAACCCACUUGUUUUUGGUUUUCAGAUGGCUUGCAAAAUAAAAGCCAUGAGGGAGAGGCUUAAUGAUAUAGCAUAUAAUAGGAACAAUUUCCAGUUGAAGUCAGUACAUAACCCUUUAGAAACACGGGUUGUGAUUAGGGGGAGGGACCAAACUCACUCAUUUGUACUGGAAGAAGAGGUUAUCGGGAGAGAAGGGGAUAAGGAGGCCAUCAUAACUCUAUUGGGCCUUGAAGUGGAAGACAAUGUUUCAUUCAUAUCUAUAGUGGGAAUUGGUGGGCUAGGGAAGACCACACUCGCCCAAUAUGUAUAUAAUGAUGAGAAAGUCAAAAAAUAUUUUGAGUUAAAGAUGUGGGUAUGUGUUUCUGAUGUCUUUGACUUAAAAAUAAUUGUUGAAAAGAUAAUUGCAUCGGCAACUGAUGAAAAACCUGAAAACCUUGAAAUGGAUCAAUUGCAAAAUAAACUUCGCAAAAAUCUCAACCAAAAGAAGUACUUACUUGUAUUGGAUGAUGUUUGGAAUGAAGAUAACGGGAGUUGGUGUGAUUUGAAAAGGCUUUUGAUAGGUGGUGCAAAGGGAAGUAAGGUGGUGGUAACUACUAGGACCAAACUGGUUGCAGAAAUUACAAGCACAAUCUCACCAUAUGUUUUAAAAGGCCUAUCAAAGAGUCAAUCUUGGUUAUUAUUGAAGCAAAUGGCAUUUAAAAAAGUGCAAGAGACUAUCGAUCCUAAUCUUGAAGCAAUUGGAAAGGAAAUUUUAGAGAACUGCCGAGGAGUGCCUCUUGCUAUAAAGACAAUUGGGAGGGUCUUAUACUUUAAAAACACAAAAGAUGAAUGGUCAUACAUAAAAAAUAAUGAACUUACAAAUGUUACUCAAUCAAAGAAUGGUAUUUUACCAGUUCUAAAAUUGAGUUAUGAUCAUCUUCCAUCACAUUUGAAGUGUUGUUUUUCAUAUUGUUCAUUGUUUCCCAAAGAUUAUUUGAUUGAUAAAUUGACAUUGAUACAACUAUGGAUAGCACAAGGAUUUAUACAAUCACCACAGGAAAACCUACAAUUAGAUGUUGCCAAUGAGUACUUCAUGGAUCUACUUUGGAGAUCCUUCUUCCAAGAAGAAAAAGAAGAUGAAGGCAUGAAUAGGAGGUUUAAAAUGCACGAUUUAAUCCAUGAUCUUGCACAAUAUGUAUCAAAGACUGAUUGUACACUAGUUGAUUCCAAUGCAAAAAAUGUGAAAGAAAAAGGACACCAUCUAUCAUUUCCAUUUUACAAUGUUUCAUUCUUUGCAGAGAAUUUUAGCAUGUUGGCUAAAGCAAACAAGGUACGAACAUUUAUAUUGGCAUACAAUAAGUGGAAAUAUGAUCAGGGAACAAUUGAAGAAUCAAUUCUCAAAAAACUUAUUUCUACUUUUAAAUACUUGCGUGCAUUAGACCUACAUGGUUUAAAUAUGAAGAUGUUGCCAAAUACCAUAGGUACAUUGAUGCAUCUAAAGUACCUUGACCUUUCCUCUAAUAAUAUCGAGGUUCUCCCUAGUUCUAUUACAAAAUUGGUGAAUUUGCAAACAUUAAAGCUCUGUAAGUGUGGAAAGCUUAGGGAGUUACCGGUAGAUAUUCAAAAAUUGGUUAGCCUCAAGCACCUUGACUUAGAAGAUUGUGAGAAAUUGACUCUGCCAUGUGGAUUAGGGCAAUUGACUUCUCUUCAAACAUUAAACUUACUUGUUGUGAGUAAGGGUCCUGUAGGUUCUUCCAGGCAUUGCGGUGGGCUAGCAGAAUUAAACAAGCUAAAUGACUUAAGAGGAAAAUUAGAGAUUAAAAAUUUGGCAUGGUUGAAAGAUGCCAUCCCAGAAUUCAAGGCUGCAAAUUUGAAGGACAAGCAACGUCUCAGUGAGUUGAAAUUAAGGUGGAAUCCAGAGGGUGAUGAUGGUGUAGAUGCCAGUGAUGAUGAAAAUUCCAUGGAUAGCCUCCAACCACACGAAAGUUUAAAAUCUUUGGAAGUGGUUGGGUACAUGGGUGUGAGAGUUUCAAGUUGGCUUUCAUUCUUAACAAAUCUCAUUGAUUUAUCUAUAUCCAAUUGUAAGAAGUGCCAAUAUUUGCCACCGUUGUAUCAACUCUCAACUCUCCGAAAGCUAAGCAUUUGGUUUAUGGAUGAUCUAGAGUACAUGACAGACAGGGAUAUGAAUGAUGAGAUAUCUGCUUCACUGGCAUCACCAUCAACAUUUUUCCCAUCCCUUGAGACACUCUUCCUUUGGGAUUUCCCAAAUCUAAAAGGAUGGUGGAGGAGGGAUAAGGGGAACGAGGAGUUGGAGUCUCUACCAGAGGAGUGGUUUAAAAAUCUAACUUCUCUUGAGAUAUUAGUGAUUUGGGAGUGUCCCAAUCUGAAGUCACUUCCCGAAGGGAUGAGUCAUCUCACCUCUUUACAGAGGUUGGAAAUCAUGGGUUGUCCCCAAUUAAAGCAAAGAUGCGAGAAGGAAAACGGAGAGGAUUGGGAUAAGAUUUCUCACAUCCCAAAUCUUAGAAUCUACUAA
Messenger RNA from Quercus lobata, 2838 nucleotides. RefSeq names its product disease resistance protein RGA2-like. The record is from RefSeq and is a predicted model, not a curated record. The transcript has 2 exons. Gene Ontology annotation, molecular function: ADP binding; protein binding. Bases 1 to 2838 code for a protein of 945 amino acids. NCBI's taxonomy places the organism in Eukaryota, Viridiplantae, Streptophyta, Magnoliopsida, Fagales, Fagaceae.